This is a messenger RNA of Rhipicephalus microplus (southern cattle tick), 1289 nucleotides long. RefSeq names its product phosphatidylserine lipase ABHD16A. Gene Ontology annotation, molecular function: glycerophospholipase activity; monoacylglycerol lipase activity. The record is from RefSeq and is a predicted model, not a curated record. Gene Ontology annotation, cellular component: endomembrane system. NCBI's taxonomy places the organism in Eukaryota, Metazoa, Arthropoda, Arachnida, Ixodida, Ixodidae. Gene Ontology annotation, biological process: phosphatidylserine catabolic process; monoacylglycerol catabolic process.
UUAUGAGCCAAAUGGAGUGGAGGGAUACAGUGAUAACAUAAUAAGAUCCGUAAGUUUUGCUCUGUCAUUGGCAUGGUCUCUAGGUGUCUACACUUCACCUAUAAUUGCAGCUGUCUUAUACCGAAGGGGUUAUGUCACGUUUGAAGGAGUGUACGCGUUGACAAGGCUGGCAGGUGUCAUAUGCGUGGUCAUGGUUGGCACCAUUUGUUUGAGAGGCAUUGGACGUAUUGCCAGUUCAGACUAUGGCCAGUUCUUGCGAGCUCUCCAGGCCGCUCAGCAAAAUCUGAGCAAGGAGUCAAAGGCUGAGCUAGCCAAAUAUGACAGUGAGUUCUAUGCCUGGCCCAUUGACUUUCGUUGGAAUGACCCACUUGUGGACAAGAGCAAACCUCGUGUUGAAGUAGAACGCCAGCCUUCAAACCAAGGAAGCUUUUUUGCAAGCUUGCGGGCUUUGCCAUGUGAAAUACUGAGCUACAUUGCAGUGCACACUUUUGGUCGAAGGAUGAUGUAUCCUGGAACAGUCAAACUUCUGCAGGCUGCAGUUGCACCUAUGCUUGUUCAAGGGAGAGCAAGGCUGAUUGAAGAGCAUAAUGCCAUGCGUCACAAGUUGCUCACUCAAGAUGGAAAUGAAAUUGACUCCGUGUUUGUGGACAGAAGGAAUUCCACGAUCUAUGCAAACGGCAACAUUCUGGUUGUGUGCUGCGAGGGCAAUGCAGGCUUUUACGAGUAUGGCAUUGCAACAACUCCCAUUGAGGCUGGGUACUCUGUGCUGGGCUGGAACCAUCCUGGCUUUGCGGGGAGCACUGGAGUACCUUUUCCAGACCAGGAAAAAAAUGCUGUGGAUGUUGUGAUGCAGUUUGCCAUACACCGGCUGGGCUUUGCCCCUGAGAACAUCAUUGUGUAUGCAUGGUCAAUAGGUGCUUAUUGUGCCACCUGGGCAGCCAUGAACUACCCUGACAUCAAGGGACUGAUACUGGAUGCUACCUUUGACGAUGUUCUUCCCCUGGCUGCAUCCAAGAUGCCUCCUAGCUGGGAGCCUAUCGUAAAGCGAACCAUCAGAGGGUACCUGAACUUGAACAAUCUGGAGCAACUGAACAGAUUUGGAGGCCCUGUUCUUAUGUACAGACGAACACGGGACGAAAUCAUUUCAACACAGGAGUCUGCACAAAUCGUGAGCAACCGUGGAAAUGACCUGCUAAUUGGUUUUCUGAAACACCGAUUCCCAAGGCUUGUGACAGAAGAGACUCUUUGGGCACUUCGAGACUGGCUUUCAGGAGACAGGGGUCACCAAA